AUGCAACUAAUAUCUCAGACAGACCUUUCAGCAUUCUUUAAACCGGAUCUAAAAUUUCGUCAACAAGGACGUAAUGUUGAUGCUGGAAUGGGAAAGGCACCUAAGGCAUUCUCGGGAAGAACUGAUAAGGGCUUCCCCGUUGCAGUCAUCUGUGGUGAUAUCUGCAUAGCUCUCGACUCACCGAAUAAUUCUCCGUAUAUCACUCUUAAGGGACGAUCACCAGAAUUAUUCACAUGUCGUAGGGGUCGGCUCAAUCGAUGUCAAGAAUACAGAAGAGGAGUGCUAUAUCUUGACAAUAUCCAACUUCAGGUUCCUCGGCACAGAUCUUUAUCCUCGUUGUCUACUUCGCAAAAAUGA
Loa loa (African eye worm) is the source of this 357-nucleotide messenger RNA. RefSeq lists its product as hypothetical. Bases 1 to 357 code for a protein of 118 amino acids. Lineage: Eukaryota; Metazoa; Nematoda; Chromadorea; Rhabditida; Onchocercidae. The transcript has 2 exons. The record is from RefSeq and is a predicted model, not a curated record.